This is a messenger RNA of Trichoderma atroviride IMI 206040, 450 nucleotides long. RefSeq lists its product as uncharacterized. Lineage: Eukaryota; Fungi; Ascomycota; Sordariomycetes; Hypocreales; Hypocreaceae. The record is from RefSeq and is a predicted model, not a curated record.
AUGCUUCUCCAAUCCAUCCUUCUCGCCAUCACCGCCACCUUUGCCGCAGCACAAACCAUCACUCCAGCACAAAACCAACUCGGCCGUACCUGCGGCUUCAAAAUCGCCCCCUGUCCCUUGGACAUGAAAUGCGUCCCCGACAACCCCUACUGUCCUGAACUCAACAAAUGCGCCGGCCACUGCCAGUUCAAGAACAAAUAUGACUCCUGCGGGGGCUUCACGCCGCGACCACACAACUGCGACAAGAAUCACGAGUGCCAGGAUGAUCCUCGACUGCCGCCCAACUGUGGCCUGGCAUGCGAUGUGCCGGGAAUAUGCGUCCCGAAGGAGGUGCACUACUGCGGAGGGUUUGUGGGACUCAGAUGUCCCGACGGGCUGUUCUGUUAUGAUCAGUUGGAUGGAUGCGAUCCCCUUCAUGGAGGCGCCGAUUGCAGUGGUAUAUGCUUGUAA